Molecule: messenger RNA, 2199 nt
Organism: Striga asiatica
Lineage: Eukaryota; Viridiplantae; Streptophyta; Magnoliopsida; Lamiales; Orobanchaceae
Source: the annotation of a GenBank genome assembly
CGGGCUCAUGCUUUAUCUCUAUUUUAAUGAUGGUUCAUAAUUAUUUCAAAAUCUACCUUCGUGAUGAUAUAAUAAAUUAACAAUAAUGUCCAACUGCACCAAUUUUUUUCAAGCGAUUGCAGCAGGAAAAAUGUGAUUCUUUAUAUCCCAGAAAAUCAUUACACAUUUACAAAAACAACACUUGCUAGCCGGAUAUCCAUGGAUCAAUCGGACUCCAUUAACAACAACAUGAAGGUAGAGUCCUCUAGUUUGGUUUCCAAUGGCUGCUUCGACUACAAAGGACGGAUAGCGGAUAAACGGAAAACCGGCGGGUGGAAGGCCGCCCCUUUCAUUAUCGUGAAUGAGGUGGCGGAGAGGUUUGCGUUUUUCUCGAUUGCGGUGAACAUGGUGGCUUACUUGGUCGGAGAGAUGCACCAGCCUCUGCCGGAGGCGGCCGCGCACGUCGGAAAUUGGGUGGGCGCCGCCUACAUACUCACCUUGUUUGGGGCUUUCAUGGCCGACGCCUAUUUGGGCCGCUUUCAGACAAUUAUCACCUUCUCCUGCAUUUAUGCUGCGGGAAUGGUGCUCCUAACCCUUUCAGGCUCCAUUCCCAGCCUCCGGCCCCCACAGUGCACCCUUCGACCGUGCCCUCCGGCAACCUCCGGCCAAACGGCCUUUCUCUACCUCUCUCUCGCCCUCAUCGCCGUUGGCACCGGCGGCAUCAAGCCGUGCGUCUCCUCCUUCGGAGCCGACCAGUUUGACGAGGCAGACCAGACUGAGGCCAGCCACAAAUACUCAUUCUUCAAUUGGUUCUUCUUCGCCAUCAACACUGGGGCCCUACUAGGGAUCACCCUAUUAGUGUACGCCCAAGUGCGGCUAGGUUGGGCCUGGGGCCUCGGGAUACCUGCCGCCGCAACAGUUGCCUCGAUACUCGUGCUGGCGGCCGGCUGGCGGAGGUACCGUUACCAGAGGCCAGCCGGGAGCGCCUUUACGAGGUUUGCGCAGGUGAUUGUGGCGGCGGUAAGGAAUCGUGGUAAGGAAGUUGGUGGUGGGCUUUAUGAGGUGGAGGAGAGUAAGGAGUGUGAGAUUCAUGGGGCUACCAAGCUUGCUCACACUCACCAGUACAGAUUUCUGGACAAAGCAGCUGUAGUAACCGACCCGGCCCUCGCGGCCGCCGGCACGAGGAACCGGUGGCGGCUGUGCACGGUGACCCAGGUGGAGGAGCUCAAGUGCAUCGUCCGUAUCAUCCCCGUUUGGGCCUCCACCAUUGCCCUCGCCAUCUCCUACUCCCAGAUCUCCACCUUCUUCGUGGCCCAGGCGGCCACCAUGGACCGCUCCCUCUCCCCGGCCUUCUCCAUCCCCGCCGGCUCCACACCAGUCUUCAGCGCCGUCAACGCCCUCCUCGUCGUCCCCCUCUACGAGCGCCUCGCUGUCCCAUUUCUCCGCUCCCGCACCGGCCACCCCCGCGGCAUCACCUCCCUCCAGCGCAUCGGCGCUGGCGUCCUCGUCUCCGUCCCCGCCAUGGUCUCCGCCGCCGUCGUCGAGAGGAACCGGAGGUCCGCGGCGGGCGGGCCCCGGCCGAGCGUGUUCUGGCUCUUCCCGCAAUGCUUCCUGAUGGGGAUGGCGGAGGUGCUGGCGUACGUCGGCCAGCUGGAGUUCUUCUACGACGAGGCCACCGACGGGACCAGGAGCAUCAGCAGCGCCUUGUUCCUCAGCGAGUUCGGGAUAGGGAGCUGGCUGAGCUCCGCCCUGGUCGAGAUCGUCGGGAGGGCCACCGGCGGGGCGGCGGAGGGGUGGCUGAGGGACGACUUGAACCAGAGCAGGCUAGAUUAUUUCUACUGGCUGCUGGCGGGGAUCAAUGUGGUGAACUUCGCCGUGUAUUUGUGGGUUGCGCGGCGGUACAAGGGGAGGAGGGUGGCUGAGCCGGCGGUGGCGGUGGAGGCGACGGAAGAAUUGGGCGGUGGAAUUGGGCUUCAGAAUGGGAAGGGAGAAGAAAGUAUAUGAACUAUUUUAACCUAGAGUGAAUUGAUUGGGCCUUAGUCAGCUGCAAUGCGCAGUCAUUUAAUUGGGCCUUCUGUUCUUAUUUUGGGCUUCAAGUGUCAUCGUCCUAGUAAUAAAGCUGUAUCCUCUAUUCUGUCUGCUAACUCAUGGUAAACUGCUAAGUAUAAUAAACGUUCGGUUUUUUUUUUUAGCGAAUCAGAAAUUCUUUUUACUCGAGAC